Messenger RNA from Colletotrichum orchidophilum, 429 nucleotides. RefSeq names its product biphenyl-2,3-diol 1,2-dioxygenase. The record is from RefSeq and is a predicted model, not a curated record. The coding region runs from base 1 to 429 and encodes 142 amino acids. The transcript is spliced from 2 exons. NCBI's taxonomy places the organism in Eukaryota, Fungi, Ascomycota, Sordariomycetes, Glomerellales, Glomerellaceae.
AUGUCUGGAGCCAGAGCCGUUGUCAGGACUCUCGAUCAUCUCGUGCUCACCUGCGCAAGCGUUCCAAAGACGGUCCAGUGGUACACCAAGUACCUCGGGAUGAAGGCGGAAACUUUUACGUCGCCUUUGGAUCCAUCCGUCCAGAGACAUGCGCUGAAGUUCGGCACGCACAAGAUCAACCUGCACCAACAGGGCAAAGAGUUCGAACCCAAGGCCAAGACCGCGCUGCCAGGCACGGCUGACCUUUGUUUCCUGGUGGAGGAUGGCACCAAUCUGGAAGAGCUCAUCAAGGGUUUCCAAGGAGAUGGAGUCCAGGUCCUCGAAGGCGAGAAAGUGGUCGCGCGAACGGGCGCUCAGGGUCCCAUGCAGAGCUUUUACGUGAGAGACCCUGACGGGAACUUGAUUGAACUUUCUCACUACAAGUCAUAG